Messenger RNA from Quercus lobata, 1251 nucleotides. RefSeq lists its product as uncharacterized. NCBI's taxonomy places the organism in Eukaryota, Viridiplantae, Streptophyta, Magnoliopsida, Fagales, Fagaceae. The record is from RefSeq and is a predicted model, not a curated record. The transcript has 7 exons. Bases 1 to 1251 code for a protein of 416 amino acids.
AUGGCUCCCCCUUGUGGAAGCGAGAGGAGGUGGUCAAGGGCAGUAAAGAUGACCUUUUACUGCUUGUUCUUUCUCAUACCAAUGUCAUCAGCUGGAAACAGAAACAUUAACACCAUAUUUGGUAAGAAACAAAAACUAGAGGUCCAGCAGCAAUUAAAGCGCCUUAACAAGCCCGCUCUUAAAUCCAUCGAGAGCCCGGAUGGAGAUAUAAUCGACUGCGUAGACAUCUACAAGCAGCCAGCUUUUGAUCAUCCUUUGUUAAAAAAUCACACAAUUCAGAUGAGACCAAGUUCUUACCCAGAAGGGUUUUCAUUUGAUGAAAUCAAUGACGUCUCUUCAAACUUCGAGCCCGAAUUUACUCAGCCAUGGCACUUGAAUGGAAGGUGCCCAGAAGGAACUAUUCCCAUAAGAAGAACUAAAGAAGAAGAUUUAUUAAGGGCAGGCUCUGUAGCAAAUUUUGGAAGGAAAAAAUACCAUACCAACCCUCAUACUCAGAGUAAUAUCAAUCUAGAUAUCCAUGAGUAUGCAACGUAUAGUGAGACUUGGGAUAAGUAUUAUGGAAUGACGGCAGACAUGAACCUAUGGAACCCCUAUACCCAGGAAGAAAAUGAGUUUAGCAACUCUCAACUCUGGGUGGUAAAAGGUGAAUAUGGUCAAGAUCUUGAUACCAUUGAAGUCGGCGCGAUGGUUUACGAAGCUAUAUUUGGAGAUAAAAAUACUAGACUCUUCGUAUAUUGGACUGAUGAUGCAUAUCAAAGCACAGGUUGCUAUAAUCUGUUGUGCCCUGGCUUUGUUCAUGUUGACAAAGAGAUUGCAUUGGGUGCAACUGUCACCCCCUAUUCCAAGUAUGGUGGUAACCAAUAUGCACUCAAGUUCUACAUUUGGAAGGACGUUAAUGGACGGGGAAACUGGUGGAUGAAUAUUAACAAUAGAGUCUUUGGAUAUUGGCCAUCUUCCCUAUUCUCGAUCUUGUCUGAUAGUGCUUCAACAGUUAGAUGGGGAGGAGAGAUCAUAAAUUAUAAUUCAGGAGGGCAGCACACCACAACACAAAUGGGCAGUGGCCAUUUCGCAGAAGAAGGGCCCGACAAGGCUAGUUUCUUCAAAAAUCUCAAUGUCAUUGAUGGUAAACAAAUUCAAAGGGCUCCCCGAGACCCUGAGAUAUCCAUGACGAAACCCAAUUGCUAUACUAUCAAAGAUUAUGGAGGCUUCUUUUAUUUGGGUGGUCCGGGUAGAAACCCCAAUUGUCCAUGA